AUGCCUGAAGAAACUGGCUGUGUUAUGACAAACAAUGCACUCCAUCAGAUCUUAAAACUUAUGCCGGUAAUGCUUUUGCAAACUAAAACUGGUGCAAUAAUUCUGAAUCUUCACGAGUUUGUCUACACGCCUGGUGCGAUUGAGGCCCUGUUGCUCUGUAGUGACAUCCAUGAUGAUAUCGAUAGUGAUUCUGAACUUCACAACCAUUCGGACUUGAGUGAGACAUGUACUCGUCAAACAGCCAGUAACCAAACUGCGAAAACAACUCAUGGUCAACCUUCCAUUUCUUCAAAAUUUCCAGACUUGGUGAAUAUUGCUGCAGAUUUUGUAAAACAACAAGGGUUUGCUGCCCAAAGUCGUUGUCGCACAGAAACUGGGAGUAGUUCUGGUGUUUCGGUGGCACAAAUUCGUGAACAUCUUUUAGACAAAGUCCCGGGAUUGAGAGAGCAUAAGCAUAUCGAUUUCAACAACUAG
This is a messenger RNA of Paramuricea clavata, 474 nucleotides long. Lineage: Eukaryota; Metazoa; Cnidaria; Anthozoa; Malacalcyonacea; Plexauridae. The record is from the annotation of a GenBank genome assembly.